AUGGAUAAGCUGGUCGUCAUAACCAUUGCUUUGUGCAUCAGCUUUGUUUUGUCGGUAAAAAAUAAUGAAGAAGCACUAGACCACAAUGGCAUUUCAAUAACGAGUCUGCAAAACUUUUGCUAUAAUGAAACUGGUUUUACCAAAGAGCAACAUAAACUAAUACGAGAUACACGUGCAUACUCAUCAAACAUGAAUUAUUUUUGCUACGUAGGCUGCUAUUGUACUCAUUUCAAAGAUCUAUUGCUUUUCACGAGGGUUUUAAACUAUGGAUCAGUCAUGGCUUCUAUCACUCGAUCAAACUCUAUUUCAAAAGCAAACCAGGUGAUGAAUCAGUGUAAAAAAAUAACUACAAACAGUCUGUGUGCUGCCGGAAGGGAGAUUCACGAUUGCUUUGCUCAAAAUGGAGUCGCUAUUGAAGGUUUAAUUGGGUACUUUGAUGGAGGUAAAAUGUAA
Copidosoma floridanum is the source of this 453-nucleotide messenger RNA. RefSeq lists its product as uncharacterized. The record is from RefSeq and is a predicted model, not a curated record. NCBI's taxonomy places the organism in Eukaryota, Metazoa, Arthropoda, Insecta, Hymenoptera, Encyrtidae. Gene Ontology annotation, molecular function: odorant binding.